Messenger RNA from Lolium rigidum, 1485 nucleotides. RefSeq lists its product as uncharacterized. The record is from RefSeq and is a predicted model, not a curated record. Lineage: Eukaryota; Viridiplantae; Streptophyta; Magnoliopsida; Poales; Poaceae. Gene Ontology annotation, biological process: post-translational protein targeting to membrane, translocation. Gene Ontology annotation, cellular component: endoplasmic reticulum; endoplasmic reticulum membrane. The transcript is spliced from 6 exons. The coding region runs from base 126 to 1244 and encodes 372 amino acids.
GCAGGCAACCCCCCCAAAACACACUUUCUGAAUCGGACGUGAGAUUCGUCGAUCCCCUUUGGUUGGACUUCAUCCCGGGGUUGGGGUUCCGCCGUCGCUCUACGGAGUGGGCCGAGCCGGCGGAGAUGGCAGGGAAGGGAGCCAAGGCGACGUCCGGAAAGGCGGCGGAGAAGGAAAAGGGGAAGAAGGCCCCCGCGUCCCGCUCGUCCCGCGGAGGUUCCCAGGAGCAGCCAGCUCCAAAGAAAGAUGUUUAUCAAUUAUUUGCUGAGAAGGUUAGGGAUAACAAGCAACUGGAAUCGAGAUGGGCUAUCAUGCAAGAAACUCGUGUUGAGUAUUUUCGUGGAAAAGAUUUUACCACCUUCAUCAAGACUCAUCCAGAAGUUGGGGAAAUUUUAGGGCCAGAUAAAUAUAUGGAAGCUGAAGAAAUUGUUAACACUUUGCUGUGCAAAAACCUCGUAAUAAGGUGUGACAGAGUUUGGAAAACUGUGAGACCAGGAAAGAAAAAGUUAUCAUCAUGGCCUGCUCAUUUGGAGAUACAUCAGGAACAAGUAUUCACUGAAAAUGAUGGUUUUUAUGCUUGGAUGUUUCUCAAAAGACGGACCUUGUGGCAGACAAUUCUUUCAUUUGUUUGGCCUCUUUUCGCAUUGGCAGUGUGCUUAUUUCCAGUUUAUCCAUACCAAUGCAAGAUUGUGGUACUGUACUCAUGCGCUGGAGCUUUACUGUUCAUCGUAUCCCUGCUUUUAUUAAGAGCUGCCAUAUUUGGCAUUCUGUGGGUUCUUCUUGGAAAACGUGUGUGGUUCUUCCCCAAUAUAAAUGCAGAGGAGACUACAUUUAGAGAACUCCUUCGGUUUUGGCCUGACAAGGACGAGGGAGAGCGACCAAAGUGGACAUCAAGACUUUUCUAUGCUACUGUUACUGUAUUGGUGAUAUUGCUGCUUAGACACCAUGCUCCAGAUGAAGCAGCUAGGGCCAGGUACCAAAAGAAGGUUUCUAAUAUAAUUGAUGAUGUCCUUGAGUGGUCCCCAAAAUUAGCACUUUCUGGCAUGAUGGACAAACACGCUGAGGAUAAUGCAACAGAAACUGGCAGUUACAGCCAUGCCCCUACGACUACGGAAGAGAAAACUAUAGCUGCAGCCGAGGGCGUGGAUGCAGAUGAAACCCAAGAUAGUGGCGUGGAUGCAGAUGAAACCCAAGAUAGAGCUGAUCAUGCUGAUGACAUGAGAACAAGAUCUAGUGAAGCAUAAACCCUAUGCAACUUCUAAAUUUCAUAAGCUACAGUACUUUUUGGGAAUACUCCCUGGGGUUUUUAUCUGCAGAUUAUACAGAUAUAGGUUACUGAGAAAUUCAGGUGCUCAUGUUUUGACCAUGUUUCGUUCAUAUAUUGCGACCGACCGGCUGUACUAUUAAGGCAGGGUUGUCAGUUCCUAAAGCACAUUUUCAAAGCGCGGGUCUGUUUUUCAAAUGUUAGUAUUUCACUUGACAGUA